AUGUCUCUAAACGCAGCCGACGUCAAUGACGACGGCAAACUCGACAUUAUUGUCGCAAACACCCUUUCGAACAAUGUCGGCGUUCUCCUCAACAUAGGCAACGGCACGUUUACUGCUCAAGCGACCUAUUCAACUGGCUCUGGUUCUAGCCCUAACUUUGUGGUAGCAGCCGAUGUCAAUGGCGACGGCGAACCCGACAUUAUUGUCGCAAACACCGGUUCGAACAAUGUCGGUGUUCUCCUCAACAUAGGCAACGGCACGUUUGCUGCUCAAGCGACCUAUUCAACUGGCUCUGGUUCUAGCCCUUACUUUAUAGUAGUAGCCGAUGUCAGUGGCAACGGGAAACCCGACAUUAUUGUCGCAAACAUCGAUUCGAACAAUGUCGGUGUUCUUUUGAAUUCUUGCUGA
Molecule: messenger RNA, 408 nt
Organism: Rotaria socialis
Lineage: Eukaryota; Metazoa; Rotifera; Eurotatoria; Philodinida; Philodinidae
Source: the annotation of a GenBank genome assembly